AUGGAUACUGAUACCUUUCACUUAUAUUCAUACUAUUGCUCAUCAUGCUGCCAACGGAUCAUUAUCGCCGCCCAUCUCAAGGGUAUCCCACUCGAGUUUACCUACAUCGACCUCGGCGCUAAAGCGCACAAAACCGACAAAUAUAAACAAUACAACCCGAGCGGUAGUGUGCCCACAUUGGAAGUGACCAGCGCGAACGGCGAAAAGACCAUUAUUCGCCAAUCGAUGACCAUUCUAGAAUAUUUCGAAGAGCGAUUCCCAGAUGUGUCUCCACUUUUCCCUCCCGCAUUGCGGGAUCGGGUGCGGGUGCGCGACCUAGUGAACAUCAUCGCUAUCGAUACGCAGCCCCCCACCAACUCCCGCAUAACGCAGCGGGUGAAAUCAAUUCGCGGACAGCUCGAUGACCAGGUCGAUUUUGCCAGACAGGUCUUCACUGAUGGAUUCACGGCUUACGAGAGGCUGUUGAUUGAGCAUGCUGGAGCAGGGGAUUACUGUUUUUCUUUUGGCGGCUCUGUCUCCAUGGCGGAUGUGGUUCUAGUCCCAGCCGUUGAUCAGGCUUUGAUGUAUCGAUUGGACUUGGAUUUUGCGCCUAAUGUCAAGCGAAUUUAUCUCGCUCUGAAGGAACUGGAGGCUUUCAAGGCUGCUGAUUGGCGGAAUCAGGGGGAUACACCGGAGAAAUUCCGCAUUUAG
Penicillium longicatenatum is the source of this 690-nucleotide messenger RNA. RefSeq names its product Maleylacetoacetate isomerase. Bases 1 to 690 code for a protein of 229 amino acids. The transcript has a single exon. Lineage: Eukaryota; Fungi; Ascomycota; Eurotiomycetes; Eurotiales; Aspergillaceae. The record is from RefSeq and is a predicted model, not a curated record. Gene Ontology annotation, molecular function: maleylacetoacetate isomerase activity; glutathione transferase activity. Gene Ontology annotation, biological process: L-phenylalanine catabolic process; glutathione metabolic process. Gene Ontology annotation, cellular component: mitochondrion; cytoplasm.